This is a messenger RNA of Australozyma saopauloensis, 1344 nucleotides long. RefSeq names its product recombinase (gene RAD52). The record is from RefSeq and is a predicted model, not a curated record. NCBI's taxonomy places the organism in Eukaryota, Fungi, Ascomycota, Pichiomycetes, Serinales, Metschnikowiaceae. Gene Ontology annotation, biological process: double-strand break repair via single-strand annealing; mitotic recombination; DNA recombinase assembly. The coding region runs from base 1 to 1344 and encodes 447 amino acids. The transcript has a single exon. Gene Ontology annotation, cellular component: nucleus.
AUGAAUGGAAACAAUAAUCCUCCGCCAAAACGCCCGCAGAACACGAAUCGACCGCAAUUCCCAGACCGUUCCGCGUCUCGUCAAACCAAGACAGUCCCGUAUUCCGCUGAAGAGCAAGAGCGUAUUCAGUCUCAGCUAAACAAGGUUCUAGGUCCUGAAUAUGUCAGUUUUCGCCCCGGUGGCGGCGGCCAGAACGUGUCAUACAUAGAGGGGUGGAAAGCACUCAACCUUGCCAAUGAAAUUUUUGGGUUCAAUGGUUGGAGCUCGGAACUCAUCAAUAUUCAGGUGGACUUCUUGGACUCGUUGGGGUCUGGACGCGUGUCUCUUGGUCUUUCAGUCGUGGUUAGGAUCACUAUCAGGGAUGGCACAUUUCACGAGGACUUUGGGUACGGAUUUCUCGAAAACGCUAAGAAUAAGGCUGUUGCGUUCGAAAAGUGUAAAAAAGAAGCCUUUACAGAUGCCUUGAAGAGAUGUCUCCGAUGUUUUGGAAACGUGCUAGGAAACUGCCUCUACGACAAAAGCAUAGUCGCUAAGAUGCAGAAAGUGAAACUUCCACCGCCAGAAUUGGAAUCCGACGACUUCCAUAGAGAUCCACUAUUGGCCAAGCAGGAAUUGGCCCGUCAACGCAUGCGCAGAGAAACCACUCGUGCUUCUAUUCCUGCCACAAGUGAGCUCUCUAAAACAAAUAGCAUGGGCCAGACUCGAACAAGACCGCCCGACACACCAUCUGCAUCCAAUGGAAAUUCUGCUUCGUAUACUGCUUCUACUCCCGCACCUCUACAGCCGUCAAAAAAUCCUCAAGGCUCUGUGGCAGGGCGUUCGUUGACUCCAGUGGAGGUCGGAAAAUACGAUCUAGAUGAUUUUGACGAUUCUUUCGUAUUCAGUGACGAUCUUCCAGUUGACCCUGAGGAUGAGGAUGUGGAGAUGAAGGAGGAGCAAAAGUCAGAUGUCGUUGAUGAAAAGGAUACUGCUGAGCAGUCUAACCCGCCAAUGCCUGCUCAAGUUUUCUUCACUAGCUCCAAAAAGGCUCUUGAUAUUCAGAAGACCCCCAACAAAUCCGAUGUCCCUGUUUAUGACCAUAAGUUCGUGGCCGAGGGUGUGAAGCGGAGCGUCGAUCCUACUAAAUCCACCAAGAUACGUCGUGCAGACCUACCGUCUCCCUUCUCUGCCAGCCAGAUUAAUUCUUCGCGGCUGUCUAUAUCAAAUGGUCCGCCGGGGCUCGGAAAGCGACAAUUGGGUCUACCUCAGUCGCAAAGGCUCCAGACCAAACGUCCACAUAGGGACUCAGAUCAGUCGGGAAAGGAGAACGAAGACACCACCAUGACACCCGGCGAUGAUUCUUGA